UGGCAGCAUUGUUUUUUGGUAGUUUACAAAUAAAAUGGCCGAUAUAUGAGGCUAUUUUGUAUGGACAAUAAAAUAUGUAAUUCUGUAAAAUUAAUGACCACCGGCCGCUCGUGUACGUACGUGAAAGUAUAGGUUCGGUGCCACGAAAUAGGAUAAAACAAGGUGAAGUGUGAGUGAGCGUGUGGGAGUGCCGUGAGACGAAGGUGGAGGUUGUCUUUCAAGACCCGUGGACGCCGCGGGCCCGAACGACCAAAACGAACCAUCACUCACGGGCUCUGAUACAUAAAAAAGUCGUCGAACCACCGUAUUUUUGCAUUGGCGCGCGGUGGCGCGGUGGCAAACGUGCGAGAACGAGCGUAGAUUUAAGGAACCUAGGUUUACACCGCACAGGCCCCCUCUGCCGCCUGCCGCGUUUCUACAGGCACUCUCGCCUCGCUUCCUGAGCACCGUCGUGUGUUCCCAAGUCUGCCGAGACAACAACACUUGGGAACACCGUGCAUUCGAUGCGUCCCGCUUCACAGAUGACAACAGACGCAUGGCGUUGACCGCCUUGCCGUCUUCGUUUUAUGCAUUCUGAACGUUGUACAUGGUUCGUCGACAGUGGUCGAAAUCUUGGACAUUAAUGCCUGUACGUCGAGGCCCGUAGAGGCAAAUAUGAGUCCGAACUUUAAAACCCACAGCUGAGAUACUGGAGUGUCACGGUGGAGAGAAGUGGUGCAGACGAUGCAUUGACAGAGACGGAGGGGCCUACGAGCAGUGCGUCCAGCCAGGCCAACCCCUCCGUGAUCUCCCUGUCAAACAUGUGCACCACUCCCGGCAAUGUGGGCACAGGAUUUGGAUAUGCCUGGUCCUUUGGCGGGCCUGGAUCGGAAACUAGAGAAAAUGCACAGGGUGAACUUGCCACGAACAUUAGUUACGCAGUGAACAAUAAUCAGGACCAAGGAUCGAGUCAGAAGAUACAGGUCGACAUUAAACCUACUAAAGUUGCCAAUAGUACGCAUCGUAGACCAAUGUUCACUAUGAAUGAAACUUGUCAACAGACCCCGACGACCCACCAUACAGCCGGAGCUCAUAAUCAAACCCACGGCACUCACGUUCGUACCAAGAAACAUCACGACGUGUUCUCGUUAACGUGCGACAAAGGCGGUUGCAACUGUGAUGCGGCACAUCCCGCGCCACCCUCUCUGUUUUCGAACACUUUAGUCUUUACCACAGCAGACAAACACGCCAUGAGUAAGCAUUUCAUGACGCCGAUCGGACCACUACAACUCACCGCGGAAGAGUGCAAUGAAAUUCUGAUGAAGAGAGCAGCGGCCGCCUCGAACCAGGCCAACGUGAACAAUGUGGCGACGAGCCAGACGGACGGCACCGCUCAUUUCGGGCACGUCUUGACGCACGUCAAUGCCACGCAGAUCGAGACCAAGGUGAAACAAGACAUGGGGAGCCAGGUUCGCGUACCGAAAGAGAGGCCGUACUCCUGUUCGGAAUGUGGCAAGUCGUUUCUCCUCAAGCAUCACCUUACGACACACGCGAGGGUACACACGGGAGAGCGACCUCACGUUUGUGUUCACUGUGGCAAGAGUUUUGCACACAAACAUUGUCUUCAUACUCACCUGCUCCUCCAUAGUGCUGACCGACCCUAUCAAUGUCGCGAAUGUAAAAAGUCUUUUACCCUGAAACACCACCUUGUGACGCACACGCGUGUACACACGAGGGACCGGCCGUUCAUCUGUCAAGAAUGCGGCAGAUCGUUUCCCCUGAAACGUCAUUUAGUGACGCAUAGUAAAUUCCACUCCGGCGAGAGACCUUUCGUCUGCGAGGAAUGCGGGGAAUCGUUUUCCCAAAAGGAUCACCUCACGAUGCAUUCGCGCUUCCACGGCAGUCUACAUCCGUUCGUUUGUCACGAUUGCGGUGCGACCUUCCAGAGAAAGUUCGAACUGGUGAACCACGGCCGUCUCCACGGCAGAAUCCCGCAUUCGUGUACCGUUUGUGGAAAGGAAUUUCUUCAAAAGAGAACCCUGCUGGCGCACAUGCGUCUGCACACAGGGGAGACACCUUUCGCGUGUACCGUUUGCGGGGAAGCGUUCGCCAGGAAAACAGACCUGGUUACCCAUUCUAAGAUACACAACAACAACACGAAUACGGACACGGAGAAAUCUCUCUUGUGCAGGGAAUGCGGAUUGGACUUCUCGAAUCGAGAAGCUCUCACUUUACACUUAAGGUUACAUUCUGGCGAUCGUACGCUCGUUACGGAUCUUUGUGGAUUAGCAGCUGCCUUCCAACAGACUCCUGGACACUUCCUUACACCCAACACCCCCGGGACUCAUCAGAUGAAUGGACCUAUCGGAAAUCCCGGCGUCAGUCACAUGCACGGUGCCACGCAAACGUCACCACCUGUGGGAACAGGUCCGAAACCAAAGCCGCACGUUUGCCCCGACUGCGGUCGCGGUUUCGCGCAAAAGCAUGGCUUGUCUCAGCAUCAACGACGCCACGCGGACGGCAGCUGCCACAUACGAUCGCACGUCUGCGACAAAUGCGGCAAGGCGUUCUACCAGAAGAAUCACCUGUUACUGCAUCAACGUCAGCACAUGGAUCCCCCUCCUAGUAUACUUAGACAACAACAGAGACAAGCCGCUCAAGCUGCUGCGCAGCAGCAACAGCAGCAGCAACAGGCGCAGCAACAGCAGCAGCAGCAGCAGGCCCAGCAGCAGCAGGUACAAGUGCAACAGGCGCAGCAGCAGCAAGUACAAGUGCAACAGGUGCAACAGCAGCAGCAGCAGCAACAGCAGCAGCAGCAGCAGCCCCAACAGCCCCAACAGCAGCAGCAACAGACAACGUGCACGGUAGACACGAAAACGAUACAGCUUCAAACGAUACAGCAAGUGCAACAACAAGUUCAACAACAGGUGCAGCAGCAGGUGCAACAGCAACAGCAACAAGCGUGCCCUGUGGACAGUAAAGCGAUACAGUUGAACGUCACUAUGUGAGACGAUGUAGAAAGUGGGGAUUGGUCGAUCCCUGGAACAAUAGCACUCCCAAAUGCGCACCCUGCUGCCACCCUCUGCACGCACUUCUCUUAUACUAACAUUACACGUUAGAUAUAUUUAUUAUCUAUAGAAACGAAUACGAAGUAAUCAAUUUUAUUACAAGAGUAUAUAUACAUAUUAUAUUCUAAAAGUGUAAGGCUUGUAACAAGAAAAUAAAAAUAAUCAUAUAUUAGUGUUUUACAUAUACUUUAUAUAUCAUUUACUCUAGGUAUGUAAAGUGAUACUAAACAAAUUAGUUGCCUUAAUGAGAUAAAGAAUUUUAAUGAUUAUAUAUUAAUUAUCGUUUGGUGAAACUUCUUUUUUCGUUUAAUCUUCUUUUUUAUCAGUAGGACGUUACUUUAUAAGGAAAUACAUAUUGAAUAAACAAACGUAAAAAAAUAAGUUUCAUUUAUGUACUACUGCUUUGUUGUUAUCCUUCAUGCUGUGCUUGUAUGGUGAAAGUCGAGAGGAAACGUUGAUCGCGAGUGUUCGGUAAAAAUUGAAGCACGUAAAAUAUGUGUUAAGGAAGAGAGGAAGGAAGGAAGGGCUGAGAGAGAGAGGGGGUGGCAGACGCAGCGCAUUUAUGGUGGAUUUAAAAUUGUAGGUCUGCCCGAGAGAAAACAAAGAGAAAAAUGAAUAUUAUCUUAAAAGAUAUUUUUCAUCUUACGGUGAUCCGCGCAAUUUGUUUGACAGAUUGUAGAGAGUUGAGAGAGCAAAAGCCUUAUGAAAAUCUAUAUUUCAUUGAACGGUUGUCAAUAAUGGUUAUUAACCUUAUGGAAUAUGAUUCGAGCGAAAUUCGAAUCGUUAAGAUCGUUUUGUUCUUUGUAUACAAUCGACGGUGUUUCGAUUCCUUAAAACUUCCGUACUUCGUUAUGUUUUCGACAUCGACUUUUUUACUUUAUACCGAUAUCGAGAUAUGCGUGAAAGUCGUUGAAAUAUUGUCACAAAAGUCAUUCAGCAUAGCGAACUUUUGUAAUAGUUUUGUCAGAGAUAUGUAAUAGCUGAUAGAAUUGCGCAAAGAAGUGAAAGAAGUAAUAAAGGUAGCUUUCCUACAUAGUUUUAACAUA
This is a messenger RNA of Ceratina calcarata, 4093 nucleotides long. Its product is annotated as zinc finger protein 154. The record is from RefSeq and is a predicted model, not a curated record. Gene Ontology annotation, biological process: regulation of DNA-templated transcription. NCBI's taxonomy places the organism in Eukaryota, Metazoa, Arthropoda, Insecta, Hymenoptera, Apidae. Gene Ontology annotation, molecular function: RNA polymerase II cis-regulatory region sequence-specific DNA binding; DNA-binding transcription factor activity, RNA polymerase II-specific. The transcript has 4 exons. The coding region runs from base 801 to 2987 and encodes 728 amino acids.